ACUCCUUCGAACAUCAGUUCUGUGGUUGAUGAGAUUCUGACCGGAUCUAGACCAGUCGUGGUUCUCUGGGGUGCAGCGUUUUCAUGCAAUAAAAGCUUGAUGGAGAAGAAUAUUCGUGCAAUUCUGAAUAUUAUGCUAACCACACCUCUGGUUUUGGCUGGAUCCAUUUUAUGCAAAAAUUUGAUUCGCAGUUUGAUAGUUGAGAAACCUUACACCACAGUCGCACGUAUUAAUACGUUCCAGUUGGAACGGUAUUCUCACUUGCAACGAGAUCAGAAGCGAUUCAAUUGUUUAUAG
Molecule: messenger RNA, 297 nt
Organism: Echinostoma caproni
Lineage: Eukaryota; Metazoa; Platyhelminthes; Trematoda; Plagiorchiida; Echinostomatidae
Source: the annotation of a GenBank genome assembly